AAUCAUAAAAUAUUGUUAAUUGCAUAAAUAUUAUAAGAAAAUGCCUGCUAAUUAGUGAAGAGUGCUUUGAAAUACAAAAAAUGGCUGAAGCUGGCAAGGCAAAAGUGCUACAAAACACUGGCAAAUUUGUGAGUGAGACGCGUGCCGAGGGCGACGACUUCUUUAAUGAGGCGGGCUACCGUCAGUCGCGUGAGAACGAUAAAAUCGACUCGAAAUAUGGCUUCGAUCGGGUGAAAGAUAGCGUGGAACGCACUGGAUACUUGAUAAACAUGCACUCGAACGAAGUGCUGGAUGAUGAUCGGAGAUUGGUGGCCGCUUUGGACAUGUUUUUCAUACAGAUGGACGGAUCCCGAUUUAAGUGCACAGUGGCAUAUAAACCGUAUUUGUUGAUUCGUCCCGAGGAGAAUAUGCACCUGGAGGUGGCACGCUUCCUGGGACGCAAGUACUCCGGCCAAUUGGCCAGUCUGGAGCAUGUCAACAAGGAGGAUUUGGACUUGGCGAAUCAUCUGUCGGGAUUGCAGCAACAUUAUCUCAAAUUGUCAUUUUUGAAUCAAACGGCAAUGACAAAGGUGCGCAGAGAAUUAAUGGCUGCAGUGCGUCGGAAUACGGAGCGGGAAAAGUCCAACACUUACUACAUGCAAAUGUUGGCUAAUUCAUUGGCCAAGGGAUCCUCCUCCUCCUCGGCGGAGGAUGCGGGACAGAAACGGCAACAGGAUUAUAUGGAUUGUAUAAUGGAUAUCAGGGAACAUGAUGUACCCUACCAUGUGCGUGUCUCCAUCGAUCUGCGCAUCUUCUGUGGACUGUGGUACAACAUACGUUGUCGCAGCGGCACCGAGAUGCCAGUGAUUACACCACGUCCGGAUAUACUGGACAGACCGGAGCCGGUGGUUCUGGCAUUCGAUAUCGAAACCACAAAGUUGCCUUUGAAAUUUCCGGAUGCCCAAACCGAUCAGAUUAUGAUGAUCUCCUAUAUGAUUGAUGGUCAGGGUUAUUUGAUAACGAAUCGUGAGAUUAUCUCCUCCAAUGUGGAUGACUUUGAGUAUACGCCCAAGCCGGAGUUUGAGGGCAACUUUAUUGUGUACAACGAGGAGAAUGAGAUGCAGUUGCUCCAGAAAUUCUUUGAUCAUAUUAUGGAGGUGCGUCCGCACAUUGUGGUCACCUACAAUGGUGACUUCUUCGAUUGGCCCUUUGUGGAGACGCGAGCGGCGGUCUAUGAUCUGGAUAUGAAGCAGGAGAUUGGUUACUCCAAGAUGCGGGAUGGCAACUAUUUGUGUCGUCCCUCCAUACACAUGGAUUGCCUGUGCUGGGUGAAGCGAGAUUCAUAUUUACCCGUCGGUUCUCAAGGCCUAAAAGCCGUAGCCAAGGCCAAAUUACGUUAUGAUCCUGUAGAGCUGGAUCCGGAGGAUAUGUGUAGGAUGGCAGUGGAGCAGCCUCAGGUGCUGUCCAGUUACUCCGUCUCGGAUGCGGUGGCCACUUACUAUCUGUAUAUGAAGUAUGUGCAUCCAUUUAUAUUCGCUUUGAAUACGAUUAUUCCCAUGGAACCGGAUGAGAUCCUGCGCAAGGGAUCGGGAACCCUGUGUGAGACGCUGCUAAUGGUGGAGGCUUACCAUGCCAACAUUGUCUAUCCCAACAAGCAGCAGAGUGAGCUGAACAAACUGUCCCAGGAGGGACAUGUCCUCGAUUCCGAGACCUAUGUCGGUGGUCAUGUGGAGGCGCUGGAAUCGGGUGUAUUUCGGGCGGAUAUACCCUGUCGUUUUCGCUUGGAUCCCAGCAUGGUGCAGCAGCUGAUGGAGCAGGUGGAUGCAGUGCUCCGGCAUGCCAUAGAGGUGGAGGAGGGCAUUCCCCUGGAUCAGGUCAACAAUUUGGAGCAGGUGAAGCAGGAAAUACUGCAAGGAUUGCAGGGAUUACAUGAUAUACCCAAUCGACUGGAGCAACCGGUCAUCUAUCACUUGGAUGUGGGUGCCAUGUAUCCCAACAUCAUCCUGACCAAUCGCCUGCAACCUUCGGCCAUGGUGAAUGAACUGGACUGUGCCGCCUGUGACUUUAAUAAGCCCGGAGUGCGUUGCAAGCGCUCCAUGGAUUGGCUGUGGCGUGGCGAGAUGUUGCCCGCCUCCCGCAACGAAUUCCAGCGCAUCCAACAGCAGCUGGAGACGGAGAAGUUCCCCUCCCUCUUUCCGGGUGGUCCCACCCGUGCCUUUCACGAGCUCUCCAAGGAGGAUCAGGCGGCCUACGAGAAGAAGCGACUCUCGGACUACUGUCGCAAGGCCUAUAAGAAGACCAAGAUAACCAAACUGGAGACGAGAAACUCGACCAUCUGUCAGCAGGAGAACAGCUUCUAUGUGGACACGGUGCGUGCUUUCCGGGAUCGUCGCUAUGAGUACAAGGGAUUGACCAAAACCGCCAAGGCGGCGGUGAAUGCAGCGGUGUCCUCCGGCGAUGCGGCCGAGAUUAAGGCGGCCAAGGGACGUGAGGUGUUGUAUGACUCACUGCAGCUGGCACACAAGUGCAUCCUCAACUCCUUCUACGGCUAUGUGAUGCGGCGAGGAGCACGCUGGCAUUCCAUGCCCAUGGCUGGCAUUGUUUGUCUCACCGGCUCCAAUAUCAUUACCAAAGCCCGUGAGAUUAUCGAGCGUGUGGGACGUCCUUUGGAGCUGGACACGGAUGGCAUCUGGUGCAUAUUGCCGGGUUCAUUUCCACAGGAGUUCACUGUGCACACCUCGCAUGCAAAGAAGAAGAAGAUAAAUAUAUCCUAUCCCAAUGCGGUGCUGAAUACCAUGGUCAAGGAUCACUUUACAAAUGAUCAGUAUCAUGAACUCAAAGUGGGCACAACUCCGCCGGAAUAUGCGAUACGUGAGGAGAACUCUAUAUUCUUUGAGGUGGAUGGUCCCUACCUGGCCAUGGUCCUGCCCGCCGCCAAGGAGGAGGGCAAGAAGCUGAAGAAACGCUAUGCAGUCUUCAAUUUCGAUGGUUCCUUGGCGGAACUCAAAGGAUUCGAGGUGAAGCGACGUGGUGAACUUCAAUUGAUUAAGAAUUUCCAGAGCUCCGUCUUUGAAUCCUUUCUGGCGGGCAGCACACUGGAGGAAUGCUAUGCUUCAGUGGCCAAGGUGGCGGAUUACUGGCUGGAUGUGCUUUACAGUCGUGGCUCCAAUCUGCCAGACUCGGAACUGUUCGAGCUGAUUGCGGAGAACAAGUCCAUGUCCAAGAAGCUGGAGGAGUACGGAGCACAGAAGAGCACCUCCAUAUCGACGGCCAAGCGAUUGGCCGAGUUUCUGGGCGAGCAGAUGGUCAAGGAUGCGGGCUUGGCCUGCAAGUAUAUCAUAUCCAAGAAACCGGAAGGUGCUCCCGUCACGGAGCGAGCCGUGCCUUUGGCCAUCUUCCAGUCGGAGGCGAGUGUGCGGCGUCAUCAUCUGAGGCGUUGGCUCAAGGACAACACCAUGGGGGAUGCGGACAUUCGAGAUGUCCUGGAUUGGAACUAUUACAUUGAGAGAUUGGGCGGAACCAUACAAAAGAUCAUUACCAUACCGGCUGCCUUGCAGGGAUUGCCCAAUCCGGUGCCCCGGGUGCAACAUCCCGACUGGCUGCACAAGAAAAUGCUGGAGAAGAAUGAUGUGCUGAAGCAGCGACGCAUUAAUGAGAUGUUCACAAGCAGACCGAGACCUAAGCCGGCACUGGCCACGGAGGACAAGCAGCUGGAACUGGACAUGGAGGAUCUAGCUGGCCGGGAUCAGGAGGUGGCCUCCACUUCCGGCAGAGCCGUCGUCACCAAGCGCAAGCGUGUUGAGCUGGAGGGGGAGGAGCAGGAAGAAGCAGAGACAGCAGACACACCCAAGACAUGGCGUCAAGCAUUGGGUGCACCUCCUCCCAUUGGCGAGACCCGCAAGACGAUUGUGGAGUGGGUGCGCUUCCAGAAGCGCAAGUGGGCGUGGCAGCAGGAGCAGCGACAGAAAUGCAGGCAACAAUCUAAGCGACAACGUGGACCAAAUGAGUCAACGGGAGUCGAUGCAACCACAUCGAGAGCAGGAGGAACUACAGCCGUGGGCACACUCGGAGGCUUCUUGAGACGCGCACAGCGCACGUUGUUGGAUCAACCCUGGCAGAUCAUCCAGCUGGUGCCUGUUAAUGAUCUGGGACUGUUUACAGUCUGGGCGAUGAUUGGGGAGGAGCUGCAUCGCAUUAAGUUGACAGUGCCACGAAUCUUCUAUGUGAAUCAACGCAGUGCAGCGCCUCCAGAGGAGGGACAACUUUGGAGGAAAGUCAACCGAGUCUUGCCCCGAUCCCGACCAGUUUAUAAUCUUUAUAGAUAUAGUGUGCCGGAGCAGCUCUUUCGGGAUAAUUGUCUGGGCAUGCUGGCGGAUCUGGCAACUCCCGAUAUCGAGGGCAUCUACGAAACGCAGAUGACACUCGAGUUUCGCGCCUUGAUGGACAUGGGAUGCAUCUGCGGCGUGCAGCGGGAGGAGGCACGUCGUCUGGCCUUGUUGUCCACGCGGGAGCUGGAAACCUUCAACAUUGAGCAACUGGAGCAGCGUCCACAAUCCCACAUUCGUUAUCUGCAGGGAAUGCAGCAAGGGAAUACCAGGCUGAGGAAGAUCUAUCUGUAUCAGCACAAUAUACCCACGGCCAAGAAGGAGAUCUGGGCACUGUUUCUGCUGCCCUUGAAGAAGGCCAUGAUCUUUGCCUUGGACACAGUGCGCACCAAUCAAAUGCCCAACAUGAAGCAGCUGUACAAUGCAGAGCGUCUAGCUCUUUUGAAGAAUCUGCCAACGGCGGAUAAAUUGCCAGCAGAGGAUUUCAGCUUUGAGCUGCUCAUCGAGGUGGAUGUCAAGCAGAUUUAUAGGCACAUUCAACGCGCCUUGACAGGCUACAAACAGGAGCAACCUGGUCCAACGUUGCUCUGUCUGCAGACGGCGCACGAGGCAAGGAAAUUGAGUAAUCUGAUGCCUGUGCUUUUGGAAUUCCCACAGGCUCAGAUUCACAUUACGGAUGAUGCGAGUUUGCUGUCCGGCUUGGAUUGGCAGCGACAAGGAGCCCGUGCCGUGAUCCGUCACUUUUUGAAUCUGCAAAAUGUGCUGGAGCUAAUGUUGGAUCAGUGUCGCUACUUCCAUGUGCCCAUUGGCAAUAUGCCGCCGGAUACGGUGCUGUUUGGAGCGGAUCUCUUCUUUGCCCGCCUGCUGCAGAAACACAAUUUUGUGCUGUGGUGGAGUGCGAGCACACGUCCCGAUCUUGGAGGUCGUGAGGCGGACGACAGUCGUCUGCUGGCGGAAUUUGAAGAGAGCAUCUCAGUGGUGCAGAAUCGUGCCGGUUUCUAUGGCGAUGUGUGUGUGGAACUCGCUCUCGACAGCCUGGCAGUGAGUGCUCUACUUCAAUCCCACAAGAUACAGGAAAUGGAAGGCGCCUCCUCGGCCAUCACCUUUGAUGUGAUGCCUCAGGCCUCGCUGGAGGAGAUGAUUGGCACUGUUCCCGCUGCCACAUUGCCUAGCUAUGAUGAGACUGCUCUCUGCUCCGCCGCCUUCCGAGUAAUGCGCUCCAUGGUCAAUGGUUGGCUGCGUGAGGUCUCCAUUAAUCAAAACAUAUUCUCCGAUUUUCAAAUUGUACACUUUUAUCGCUGGGUGCGUUCCAGCAAUGCGUUGCUCUAUGAUCCCGCCUUGCGAAGAUCCCUCAACAAUCUGAUGCGCAAAAUGUUUCUGCGAAUUAUUGCGGAAUUUAAGCGACUGGGUGCAACAAUAGUCUAUGCGGAUUUCAAUAGAAUUAUACUUAGUUCCGGCAAGAAAUCGGUAUCCGAUGCCUUGGGCUAUGUGGAUUACAUAGUGCAGAGUCUGCGCAACAAGGAAAUGUUCCAUUCAAUUCAGCUGAGCUUCGAGCAAUGUUGGAACUUUAUGCUCUGGCUGGAUCAGUCCAACUUUUCGGGCAUUCGAGGCAAGUUACCCAAGGGCAUUGAUGAGACGGUGUCCGCCAUUGUGGCAGGCAGCCAAAGUCAGGGAAGAAAUCAGCAGGAGGAGCAAGAUGACGACGACGACGACGAUGAUGAUGAUGAUGAUGAAGUGCAGCAGAUUGAACAGCUUGUUGAACCUGAACAGGAGGAGGAGGAGGAGGAGCUUUCCCUUGAACUCAACUGGACAAUUGCCGAGCAGCUGCCGGAGGAGAACGAAUGUCGCGAGAAAUUUGAAUCUCUGCUCAGUAUCUUUAUGCAAUCCAUGGCGGAGCGCAAGAGCACGGAGCAGGCCAUCAAGGAUAUAUCCCACUGUGCCUUUGAUUUUGUGCUCAAGCUGCACAAGAACUACGGCAAGGGCAAGCCCUCUCCGGGCUUACAGUUGAUCAGGACCAUUGUAAAGGUCCUGAGUGUGGACAAGGGAUUGGCGGAGCAGAUCAACGAGCUGCGUCGCAAUAUGCUGCGUCUGGUGGGCAUUGGCGAGUUCUCCGAUCUCGCCGAGUGGACAGAUCCCUGUGAUACGUACAUCAUCAACGAGGUCAUCUGCAAGGCUUGCAAUCAUUGUCGCGAUCUCGAUCUCUGCAAGGACAAACAACGCGCCAUGAAGGAUGGCAUACCUGUUUGGCUGUGCGCCCAGUGCUAUGUGGCGUAUGACAACGAGGAGAUUGAGAUGCGCAUGAUCGACGUUGUCCAGCGGAAGGUGAUGUCCUAUGUCCUGCAGGAUCUGCGCUGUGCCCGCUGCAAUGAAAUCAAGCGCGAGAACUUGGCCGAGUUUUGCAGCUGCGCCGGGAACUUUGUGCCACUGAUCAGUGGCAAGGAGAUUGAAACGCUGCUCAACACAUUCAGCAGUGUUGCAAGCUACCACAAAAUGCAGCUGCUGCAACAGACGGUGCAACAGUCGCUGAAGACGCCACGUUAGACUUAAGAUUGGAUAAGAUAAGAUACUUUAAGAUACAGAUACUGAUGUGAAAUUGAAAUUGAUUUGCUUUGAUUUAAAAUAAACGUAAUUCUUUUUAUUAUUAGGAAAAUAUGAAAGUUCAUACAAAUGGGUU
Molecule: messenger RNA, 6978 nt
Organism: Drosophila innubila
Lineage: Eukaryota; Metazoa; Arthropoda; Insecta; Diptera; Drosophilidae
Gene: DNApol-epsilon255
Product: DNA polymerase epsilon catalytic subunit A
Exons: 6
Coding region: 81-6845 (2254 amino acids)
Biological process (GO): base-excision repair, gap-filling; DNA replication; DNA replication proofreading
Cellular component (GO): epsilon DNA polymerase complex; nucleus
Molecular function (GO): zinc ion binding; nucleotide binding; DNA binding
Source: RefSeq, a predicted model, not a curated record